Messenger RNA from Mytilinidion resinicola, 1169 nucleotides. RefSeq lists its product as uncharacterized. The coding region runs from base 1 to 678 and encodes 225 amino acids. The record is from RefSeq and is a predicted model, not a curated record. The transcript is spliced from 3 exons. NCBI's taxonomy places the organism in Eukaryota, Fungi, Ascomycota, Dothideomycetes, Mytilinidiales, Mytilinidiaceae.
AUGUUCUCCAAGUCUAUCUUCGUUUUCGCGUUCCUCGCCGUCGCCAAAUUGGCCGUCGCGACGCCUCCCGCGUGUCUCCUCGGCGCUAUAGCGACUCAGGACGACCCGUCCAAGGUUAGCGACAUCUGCAAGAAUGGCAAGAUGAGCGGCUACAUUAGCAGCGCAUGCGGCGACCAGACCCAACAGGCCCUGAGCGCCUACUCUGAUGUUUGCAAAGAAGCUGGCGUCAAAGUCGCCACAACAUCCAUAUUAAUGGAAAGCCUGCCACCAGCCACCUCCUCGUCCUCGUCCUCGUCCUCGGCCUCCUCAAGCUCGCACUCAGGAUCCUCCAAGACUAACUCCGGAACAGCGACCUCCGUCUCGGCUUCUUCCUCCUCUGCCAGCGCCACCGGCAAGUCCACCGCAACCCACUCCGCCAAAUCCGCCUCCAUCACCGAGCACGCCUCCACCUCGCUCGUCGUCUACACCUCGGCCUCCUUCGACUCGGCCUGCUCCUGCACCAAGACUGCUGCGAUCACGAGCACCGAGGUCUCGGGCCCCACGGGCCUUGCGACCGUGGCGACCGGCACCGCGACUGGGACAGGUGUGCCGCAGAGCACGGGUGCGGCGGGACGGCUGGAGAUGGGUGCGUUUGCGGCGGUUGCCGGGGUGGUGGCCGGUGUGUUUGCUGUGUUGUAGAUUGAGAGCGGGUGAUAGUGGCGUGGUGAGAGAAAGGGGUAGAAUGUGGAUGUUGAGCUGGAGCUCUGGAUCACAUUUCCUAACGGUUUUUGGGGGGAGCGGAGUUGUGCGAAUUAGAGAAGUGGAGUUGUGCAGAGAUGGUAGAGAGACACGGUUAUUGAAUCGCAGCUGGAUUGGGCACAUGAACCUAACACUAGCCACGGAAUCCACUCGCACUUGUGCGAUAUUGUACACUACAUCAAGCAUGCGGUUUUUUCUCGACUUUAGAACUGUGUGGAUGCCUCGUUGAUGACUUGAUCCUAUCCCCAACGCCUCGUCAUAAAAAUCCGUACAGUCUCCUACUAGUGCUUGCGGUACCUCAUGGUAUUUUCAGAGUUCUAAAUAAAGGGAGGUUUGCCAUUUCAGAUAGCUAGUAAACUCGCGAGGCCACCUCAGACAGUGCUAGAGAGGUUUACACAGACUUCAAGUGUAAAUUAAUGCCCUAGGUUUCU